Messenger RNA from Culex quinquefasciatus (southern house mosquito), 978 nucleotides. RefSeq lists its product as uncharacterized. The transcript has a single exon. The record is from RefSeq and is a predicted model, not a curated record. Bases 1 to 975 code for a protein of 324 amino acids. NCBI's taxonomy places the organism in Eukaryota, Metazoa, Arthropoda, Insecta, Diptera, Culicidae.
AUGGUGUCCUGUUUGACCAACCGCAAGCCGGUGCGUGUGCCAAAUUUCAGUCCCUACCGGAAGUCCUUCCUGUACACGCCGUGCAACUGCCCGGUGGAAAAUUGCACCUUCAACGAGGAGGCAAAAGAUGAAAAGGUUAAAAAGCGUUCCGGCCCAAAACCGUCCCGCCGAAUCCGGAAGCUGGCCAAGCCGCGGCAGAAAACUGCAAAAUUUCACGCCCGUCCUGUGACGCAGUACGGGCGCGUGAUUCAGAAGAUUGACGCGUACCGGGAACCGUACGCGUCGACGCGCAUCCAGCAGCUGUCGGUGCCGAAGGUGCGCAAGCUGGUGGCCGCUCGGGAGGAGUACCAGCGGUUUAUUAAUCGGUGCUGGUAUGAUCGGUUCAGCAAGCGCAUCAAGCGCAGCAUGUUCACCGUUUACAGCCGGCUAGCGAACGUGCAGCUGCCGGAGGUGGGCGCGCCAAAGUCGGCGAAGAUGACGCCGGAACAGUGGGCGCGUCACCGGGAGUGGUUGGCGUUGAGGGCGAAGCAUAAGGUGGCCAAGGUGCGGAAGGUGAAACCGAGGAAACGUGCGCCUUUGGAUGUGCUGAUGGAUCGGAUUGGAGAUUUGGCGAUGCCACGGUCCGAGGGGAAGAAGUUUAACCGGAAGAUGUUGGUUUACUACGCGGUCAAGCCCGCUGCGCUGAAGGCAGUUGCGAGCACUCGCAUGCUGGAGCUGUGCGUUCCGUUGGAGAGAAGACGCCGAGCCAAGGGACCGAUCGUGGAGAAGGUCGGCCUUCCGGAAGAGGUGCUGAAGGCAGUUGCAUCCGAACGGGUCCUGGAGCUGUCCAAACCAAAGGUGUACAAGAACGUCAAGAAUGAGUACCGCGAGAAUCCGUUCACCGUCGAGAAGCGUGCCCUGAAGGCCAAGGCGAGCGAUCGCAUCCUGGAACUGGCCAAACCCAAACCGGACCACAGCAAGAAGGGCAAGAAGUAGAAA